UCAGGAAAUGACACUGAUGUGGAGGCCCCCUCGCGGCCUACUUCCCCCGCUGCAGCCGCGGCCUUUCCUAGUACCGCAGGCCGAGGGCGAGGCCUCAAGGAUCGGCAUGGCGGCGGCGGUGCGGGUGGUGCGCCUGGGCCGGGUCUCCUUAAAGGCUUCCCUGGAGGUUCAGGAUUCCAUGGUGAGGCUCCAACGAGAGGAAAGAAGCCCCGAAGGCCUGGCCGGGCGGCUCCUCGUCUGGGAGCCCGAGGCGCCGGUGUACACAGUGGGCCUGCGCGGCCUAGGAGUCGGCUCCGAAGCCCCGGCGUGGGAGUGGGAGCUAGGCCGGCUGAGGGCGCUGGGGGCCGGGCUGGUUCGCGUGCGGCGCGGGGGGCUGUGCACCUUCCACGGUCCCGGGCAGCUGGUGGCCUUCCCGGGGCUGGACCAGCGGAGGCUGCCCGGGAGGCCCCCGCUGCGCGCCUUCGUGGCCCAAGCGGGAGAGGCCGCCGCCCGUCUCUGCCGAGGAGAACCCUUCGGCCUCCGCCACGCCCGGCCCAGGCCGCCCCCGCACACCGGCGUCUGGCUCCAGGGAAGGAAGGACGCCGCCAUCGGGGACGAUGAGGAACGGGAAGGAGGUGUGCACUGUGGGCAUCACAUCACCUCCCACGGCUUGGCUCUGAAUUGCUGCACCGACUUGACGUGGUUCGACCACAUCGUUCCCUGCGGCCUGGAAGGGACCGAGGUCACCUCCCUGAGCAAAGAGCUGCAGAGGCACGUCUCGGUGGAAGAAGCGCUCGAGCCCUUCCUGGCUGCCUUCCAAGAAGUCUUUCAGUGCACUUUAAUCGAGGACGAGUCUCCCAAAACAAAAGAGAACGGCGGUUUCUAG
This is a messenger RNA of Anolis sagrei ordinatus, 865 nucleotides long. The record is from RefSeq and is a predicted model, not a curated record. Lineage: Eukaryota; Metazoa; Chordata; Lepidosauria; Squamata; Anolidae.